Messenger RNA from Periophthalmus magnuspinnatus, 2755 nucleotides. RefSeq names its product Yip1 domain family, member 6 (gene yipf6). The coding region runs from base 218 to 892 and encodes 224 amino acids. Gene Ontology annotation, cellular component: membrane; trans-Golgi network. The transcript is spliced from 3 exons. NCBI's taxonomy places the organism in Eukaryota, Metazoa, Chordata, Actinopteri, Gobiiformes, Gobiidae. The record is from RefSeq and is a predicted model, not a curated record. Gene Ontology annotation, biological process: endoplasmic reticulum to Golgi vesicle-mediated transport.
GAUCCGGAUGUGCGCUGCUGUCCUGCGGCAGUAAACAGCAGCCUGUCCCGCUGACGUGGAGCUACAGUUUCUGCACCAGAUCUACGGGUUUAUCCGCUUUUAUCCUUUACUACCGCCAUUUUCAACAUUUUUACUCGAACAUAAUUCAACUACAUGCGUGAUAUUUCAUAGAAUUGACUGAAUAUCGGGUUAAAAGUUGUUAAAAUAGUUAUUUAAGAUGGCGGAUGAUGCUAGCAAGCCGUUCGCAGGACUCGCAGAUGUGUCCAUAUCCGAGGACAUUGCAGUGGAGGGGGACAUUUCAGUGCCUGUGGGGACAUCCAGGCGAGAUGAGGAGCUGUCGACUCUGGAUGAGCCGGUGAAGGAGACUGUACUGAGAGACCUGAGAGCUGUGGGGAAUAAGUUUGUCCAUGUGUUGUAUCCGAAGAGGAGCUCGGCGCUGCUCAGAGACUGGGACCUCUGGGGGCCUCUGCUGCUCUGUGUGACUCUGGCUCUUCUGCUGCAGGGGGGAGCCACAGAGACCCAGGAGCAGGGAGGACCACAGUUUGCUGAGGUGUUUGUGAUCGUGUGGGUGGGCUCCAUCGUCAUCACCUUGAACUCGAAGCUCCUCGGUGGCACUCUGUCGUUCUUCCAGAGCCUGUGUGUCCUCGGUUACUGCAUAAUGCCCCUCACUGCGGCUUUAGUCGUCUGCCGCCUCGUCCUGCUCUUGGCCAACAACGCGGUGAGCUUCGCAGUACGCCUCCUGGUAGUCAGUGCCUCCUUCGGGUGGUCCACGUUCGCGUCGACUGCUUUCCUCGUGGACAGCCAACCUCCCAAUCGCAAAGCACUGGUGGUCUACCCCGUGUUCCUGUUCUACUUUGUGAUUGGAUGGAUUAUCUUAACUUUUUCACCAUAAAAAGUCACUGAACCUAAAGACAAUGGAUGUUCCCAUGUUAAGCUUUUUUCAACACAACAUUUUUCAUGUUUUUAUAUCCAAAAAUAUAUGAAAAAUGUCUCCUUUUGGGAUGAAUGCUGUUUCACAUUCUCUCAACACCUGGAUUGUCACAUUCUGCUGGUGAUGAUAAAAGUCUAGUGAAGAUGUAUGUUCUUUAAAACACAGAGAAGCACUUCCACAGUUCAAUAGGUUGUGUUCAUGUGACACCACAACAUUGUAGAAUCCCUUUAGUUUAACCUGAGCUGAGACAGAAUCCUCAGGUGGAGUUUCAUCUCUGUAAUUACUGGACCUAUCCACAUGAAACAAAAACUGGCACAAAGUUCAGUGUCUUCUGCCAGUAUAAAUAAACAAAAGUCACAUGAUUUUUUUCACAUUAUCUUCAGAAAGUGGUGCCAUUAUUCAACCCAAAAGACACAAUUGUUGUCAGCUGAAAGGACUUUAAGCCAUAAGACUAACACGACAAGUUUGUGGAGCUAACUAAUAAUGAGAAGGUUUAACAUUUGUGGAGCAUAAGUUUCGAGAUUUCUUUAAAAACAGAUAAUCUCCCGUAGAGUUCUGUAUGCUCCGCCCUUCCCCUGAAACGAUAACUUCAUCUAAUUCUAUAACAUGAACACGACCUGUUGAAAUAAAGCAAGUUUUUUUGUUCAGGAGUCAAUCCAAGGAUUACGCAAAUCUCAAAACAUGUAUUAAAGCCUGCCUGUGGGAUCUUAUGGACAAAGCGCUUUACCAAAUCUGCCUUCAAAUGACUACUGACACAGAUGGAACACUAGGGGGUGCUGUGGUUUGCCCCAUUUCGCUGGAAGUGGAUAGAAUGUUUACUAUUGUGGAUAAUAAGAGUCUAAACUUGUACAUAUGGGGGAAAAGGGUUAUGAAUGUCUUCCAUGGAAAUAUUUUUAUGUGAUAUUAAUCUAAAUAAGUUAACUUUCAUUUCUGAAGUGGUUGGGCUGUGAUCUGGAAUAAGUUUGAAUUAAUUUUGAAAUAUUUGGAGCAGCAGACGGGAGCAGUUUGGUCUUUCUUUUAACUAGGCAGGUCAAAGUUUAGUUUUACAAAACUGAGAUGAAACGACACAAUUUUAAAAGUGCACUAUGUAACUUCUAUCUGCUUGUCUCCAUGGAGAUGGUAUUGCUUAGUCUCGAAUGUUACACAGUAUGGUAUUAAGCUUCUCACAGUAAGAAGGCAUGUUUUACUGUACUUUUGAGCAAAUCAACACCAGCAAUGAAAUAAAAGAUGGAUGUGUUUAAUGCAUUACUGUGAACCACUCCAGGCAAAGAGUUAACAUCUCCAUGAGGAUGAGCAGGUAGCAGAAACUCAAAUUAAUGUGAAAGACAGAUAAAAAAAAAAACAUUUCGUAUCAAAGAAUGAAACUCGUUCUUAAGACAAGCAGCUCCUUUCUGCACGCAGUAAUGGUGUUGAUGAAUUGUUCUUUGGAGUUUUCCCACUGAAACACUUGGAAGCUAAACGCUGUGUUUAGCAUUGCUCCUGUCUGCUACUCCAAACUUAUGUUAGUUUAAAUGCAGUUAUUAUUUUGGAUUACAUCUGAGACAUGAAAUGCAGAAAAAUCACAAGACGGAUACAGAGAAAAUUCAACCGGCAACCCUCUCCUCUGAGGGCACUGACUGAGCCACUGUUGCCCCUAAUGCAGAAGGACUACAGCGUUUGAUAUGAAAUAUUUUUGUAAACAUAUUUGGGAGAAUGAUUGAAGGACCAGAAUCUCAGAUAUGGACUGACCAAUCAGAGCACAGCGUAGGUUUGAUGGGCGGGUUUGUUUAAUAAUUAACUUUAAUUUAUGAUUUAAAUAAAAUAAUAAAAUUUAACCAUUCAAAA